Messenger RNA from Lagenorhynchus albirostris (white-beaked dolphin), 2346 nucleotides. It is a transcript of the gene IFT20, whose product is annotated as intraflagellar transport 20. NCBI's taxonomy places the organism in Eukaryota, Metazoa, Chordata, Mammalia, Artiodactyla, Delphinidae. Gene Ontology annotation, cellular component: centrosome; intraciliary transport particle B; cilium. The record is from RefSeq and is a predicted model, not a curated record. Gene Ontology annotation, biological process: protein localization to cilium; centrosome localization; intraciliary transport.
GAGAGCAUGAAGGCCAACGGCCCGACACCCCCAGCCCGCGGCCCUCGGUGAUCCCUCGGAAGUCCCAGUACCUUGGUGGAGGAUUCGAUGAGCCUCUCCUCUUCCUUCAGGGAUGUGAUGACGGGGACGUUGCACACAGGCUGCCCAGUUUCCCCAGGAUCAGAGAAAAGGAGCUCACUAAAGGCUAGGCAGCUGCCAACAGAGGAAGACAAAUCCAAGCUAAUCUAUUCUUUUCCAACAAAGCAAUUGCUUUGAGCCCCUGGAUGACGUCAGCUCAGAUUCCACCGGCUCAGAUUCCGCCCAGGCCAAUGGGUUCCAGGAAUCCUGUGGCAGGUGACGCCCCAGAAAGUAACUCCGGUGAGAAUGAAGUUUCCACUGAGAGCCUCAAUGCUCUUCCUUCCGGACUUUGUGUGUGGAUAUUUGGGGAUGCUAGGGGCGUAUCCGUGUCACACUCGGCGAAGCGAAUGGCAACCCAAGACGAAUAAAGGACAAACAACCACGGCGGUGUUACAAGGUGGGGUCCUAAGGAAAGAAGGUCCCAGAAAUUCGUCAUACUGGGGAUGGCGAGGGGAGGAGCCGAUCUUGGUUAGAAAGGGCGGAUCUAGCAGAAACCCAAGGUGUAAAUCUUAUGCUUUAUCCAAAGGGUCUGGGGAAAUUCAUCGAGACCCAACCUCUCCGUGGCCUUUGUAGAGUCUUCCCCAGCCCGUACCCUUCCCUACUAUCGAGAAACCGAGACCGGUUCUGACACCCACCCCCAGGGCAGGAUUUCAGCCCUCCACCUCCCUUCGCCGUCCCACGCCUUUUCCCCAGGACUGGGAGGGACUCUCUUUGCUCAGCCCAGGACCCGUCCAUCCCUUCCCCUAGGGCAUGGGCCGGCUCGGCUCUCACCCUCCCAGGUGGCGCCUCUCCUCUCAGCUGGGUUGCAAGUCGACACCGUGCCGCCCCUAGACUGUGUCCGCCUGCCCUCCAGCAAUCCCGGGCCUUAAACUCCCAUCCUCUACCCGCGGACUCCGCCCCAAGCCAGCGGGAGCCUGAGACUAUAAGGCGGGGCAGGCCCAGCACCCAAUCAGGGCGGAGGGAGGAGCCCCUGAGAGAAUCCCGCGGUGAGCGCACAGCUACUUCCGGCAGCCUUUCCGGCGCAAAGGCCUCUGGGUCUUGUAGGCAGCUGUCUCUCCUCUCAGGCCUCUGUUUCCCAGCAGGCUCUGCGGGUGUACGGGCUUACGAUGUCGGGAAGUGAUGUUAGGCGUAAACAGGUCCUGUAGCCGUGGCCGCUGCUGAGGCUGGCGAGCAGGGCGCCGGCUGCCACUGACCGGAGAGAGAAGCUGCCUGCCGACGUCAGCCUGGGUCGCAGCCGCCGCCGCCGGGGUAAACAGCUAAACUCUGUGCUCCUCCAGGGCGGGCACCAUGUUGUACUCAUCUUUACCCCCAGCAUCUAGCAGUGUUGGCAUGUAGUAGGCCCUCAAGAAAUGUGUGUUGAAUGAACGAUGCCUGUGACAAGCAACUGGACUUUAUUCUUUCCUGACCCUUGCUCCUAUGACACACCUCUUCCUGGCUGACACUGUUACCCCUUCAGAGCAGGACUGCUUCUCUAGGGAAGCUGGAAAGGAAACAGCCAUGGCCAAGGACAUCCUGGGUGAAGCAGGGCUGCACUUUGAUGAGCUGAACAAGCUGCGGGUGUUGGACCCAGAGGUUACCCAGCAGACCAUAGAGCUAAGGGAAGAGUGCAAGGACUUUGUGGACAAAAUUGGCCAGUUUCAGAAAAUAGUUGGUGGUUUAAUUGAGCUUGUUGACCAACUUGCAAAAGAAGCAGAAAAUGAGAAGAUGAAGGCCAUUGGUGCUCGGAACUUGCUCAAAUCUAUAGCAAAACAGAGAGAAGCCCAACAGCAGCAACUCCAGGCACUAAUAGCUGAAAAGAAAAUGCAGCUUGAAAGGUAUCGGGUUGAAUACGAAGCUCUGUGUAAAGUAGAAGCAGAACAAAAUGAAUUUAUUGACCAAUUUAUUUUUCAGAAAUGAACUGAAAAUUUCAUUUUCUAGCAGGAGGGCAAAACAAAAAACCCCACAACCCCCAAAACAAAAAAACCUCUGUACCAAUCCAGUGACUUGACCAAUGACCCAAAUGUGUUGUGUGAGAUGGUGUGUGAGGAAUGCAGCAUCUCUGAAGGCAAUAAAACAAAUCUGGGGGAGCUUGUUUCAGACGUCAGUGCCUAUCUGCAGGCGAACACCCAGUGGCCAUUGUGGUCCAGGUUCUCACCUCUUGCAUUCUCAGUCUGAACUGAGCGGCCUAUAAACUUUUUUUGUAAAUUCACAAAGCUUUGGAAGGAAAAGCAAUAAAUUAUUAUUUUCAAA